Molecule: messenger RNA, 764 nt
Organism: Paramecium pentaurelia
Lineage: Eukaryota; Ciliophora; Oligohymenophorea; Peniculida; Parameciidae
Source: the annotation of a GenBank genome assembly
AUGGAUUUUAAAUCUCGAUUUAAGGGAAAGAUGACUGUGAUGAAUAAAGAUGGAGUAAUUGCAAUGGUGAAUAAACCUUCUUUACCAAUUGUCAAAAGCAAUUAAUAUUAUCAGGAAAAUGAUGAUUCCUCACCUACAAAAAAAUAAACUAGUCUAUAUACAGAAGGAAUAAGAGAAACUAAAUCACAUGUCUUUACUAAUAUUUAGACUUCUCCAAAAUAAAGAAACUAAACUAAUUAUUCCUAAAAAUUUUCUAAUACAGGGAAUUAAGUCAUCAAAUCUACACAAAUUCCAUCUAAAUAAUAACCAUAUUUUGAUGAACAAAAUAAAUAACUCAAACAAUUGCAAUUAAGAAUACAACCAGAUUUCAAUUAAAUAGAUAUGGAUGAAUAUGAAAUUGUUGCCAUUCCUAAAACUAUGUUAGGAUAACUAAGAUAAUAAAUGAGUGUAGAUAGAUAUGCUCUAACACAUAGUUUUGUUCCAGACAAAAAAUAAUUAUUUUAGUAUCAUUUAUUGAGUUUUUAGAUUUCCUCAGUUCUCACCAGAAGUAACUACUCAAAAUACAUAAAAUCAUUAAACUCCUUUAUUGAAGAAACAAUAUACAAUUGAUACAGCAACGAUGUAGCAAAAACCACUUUUUAAUAAGUAGAAAUCUGAGAAGCUCGAUAAAACAAAUAAAGUCAUUUAAUAAGCAGGACUUGGAACACUUAGAUAUAAGUAUAUAAAUCAUAUCUUAUCUUACUAGUUCUUAUACUAAAAGAUGA